Molecule: messenger RNA, 938 nt
Organism: Malaya genurostris
Lineage: Eukaryota; Metazoa; Arthropoda; Insecta; Diptera; Culicidae
Exons: 2
Coding region: 157-873 (238 amino acids)
Source: RefSeq, a predicted model, not a curated record
AAUCGUGUUUAAUCUCUACUGCACCGGUGCGUUAAUGCGCAAACACGGUAAUCUAAUCUGCGACUGAGGGGGCCAUUCCCCGGGAAGUCGCGAUUAUUUAAGACUCAGUAUCGUGUAACCGUCAACUUCAUUCGAAAGGUGACCCGAGGAAGAAACAUGAAGCUGUCGCUACUUGUUGCACUGUGUGGUUUGGCAACGGUACUGGCCGUUCCAAUGACCGAACUGCGCGAGCGUACGGAAGAGUUUCGGACCCGAUUUGAUGAGCUGCACCGCGAAAAGAAUGAAUUCGUAGAUAUCGUUCGACAGCUGUCCAACUACGAACUCCGAAAGUUGAACGAAGCGUCGCAGAGCCUUAUUGCUCAUACCUGGAGUGACAUCGAGCAUUUCUUCGACGACACCCGGACGAUCAUUGGGGAGAUGAUUCUGUAUCCGAAUGCCGACGAAGAAUGUCUGCUGGGACUGACGGAGGAAAUCGUGGCCGAACGAAUCCGUGCCGCCGAUGCCAUGAGUGCAUGUGCUGCUUUCAAGAUCAACAUCAAGGAAAGUUUGGCGGAGGAGAUGCGAUCACUGGGAAACACGUUGCAGAUCAUUUCGACGGCAGCCGCCGAAUACACGCUGUUCACGUUUGCCUCGCACAAUUCGUUCAUCAAUUCGGCUGGACAUCUGCAAUGGCUGGAGGACAACUACGAGAGACAGCGGGUAUUCUGGGACACUACGGCCCGCAACGAAGCACAGGCGGAUUUGGAUGCCAUGGAAGUUAAUCGCCCGGCACUGAUCAGAGAGUUUGAGGCCUGUUUGGCUGGCAUCAACGACGAUAUGGCGGAGGUCGAUCGUAACAUUAACCAGCGUUUGCCGCGUUGUUUGAAUAGUUAGAGUUUAGAAGAAAAAAACUAUGUCAAUAUUCCGAAAGCUGAAAUAAAUCACGUGCAUCAAACAAA